UUUACAAUCUAACGUUAUUUAUUUCCACUGCGUUGUAGUUUUCCGCGUCUGACUUCGUCGCCACUGACCAUUUCCUCGUCCGGUCCUAUAUAUCCUUUCCCAGUUGCCGUAUCCUUUCCUCAUAGCCUCUAUUAAAAAAACUGUGAAGCAGUAAGAGCUACUAACGUUAUUACUAUCGGUCAGGAACCAUUCCCUGCAUGGCCAAGAAGGUGGUGCUCAAGCUCUCCAUGGAGAACAACAAGCAGCGCGCCAAGGCCCUCAAGUGCGUCACCAAAUUACACGGGAUAGCGUCGGUGUCGGCCGAUGAUGAUAAGAUCACAGUGGUUGGCGAAGGGAUCGACUCGGUGAAGCUUGCAACGAUGUUGAGGAAGAAGAUGGGGUUUGUGGAAUUGGUGAUGGUGACCCCCGAGAAGGAGGAGAAGCCAGUACUUGAUGCCAAGAACAUGCAGCCCUUAGUUCAGCCGAUCUACUACUAUGCUUAUCCUGCCUGAAUCAACAUAACGGUUAUGUAUUUGAAAAA
Molecule: messenger RNA, 520 nt
Organism: Dendrobium catenatum
Lineage: Eukaryota; Viridiplantae; Streptophyta; Magnoliopsida; Asparagales; Orchidaceae
Product: disease resistance protein Pik-1-like
Exons: 3
Coding region: 198-491 (97 amino acids)
Source: RefSeq, a predicted model, not a curated record